CCGGCUUAAAAUAGCGUGACUGAGUUCCUUCUGUGUUGAUUUAUUUCUUACAGAUUUCAAACCAACUAUUCGUUGGCCGUCCUGGCUAACAGCAAGAUCAAAAUUGUUUGCCCGAAUCCCGCGAUGAUCCCGAUUGCUAUCGAAGGGAGCAUUCGCUUGGAAGAGCUUUAUGAAAAUCUGUGGAUAGUGGACAAACAGGCUUAUGACACAUGCGCAGUAAACACCUCUAACUAUGGCAACAGAAUUCUGAUGAAAUGCGACACUCCUCUGAAGCUGCAAUACUUCAGUAUAAUCUUUCAGCGGUUCAGCGCCGUUGGUCCGGAUGGCUUGGAAUUUGAGUCUGGAAAGGAAUAUUUCUUCAUAGCUACCUCUAAUGGACAAAAGACGUCCCUGGAUCAAACCUCAGGUGGAAGAUGUGCCACUCAUAACAUGAGGAUUAAGUUCUAUGUCUGUAACGAUAAAAAUGAUCCAAAGUGUCAAGACAGCCCUGUAUCAACUGUCCAACCCACACAGACAGUUACUGUGUGUCCCUCGCCAACUCAAACUAUUCAGGCUUCUUUCAUACCAAAACAGCCCCAGUACUGUUCUGCAACUCCAGACAAUCAGCAAGUGAGCGAACUUCUUAAUUACACUAGACUGAUCCCAGAGAUCUUCAACCACACCAGCCAGCUGACCACCCUGUGGGCUCAGGUCAAAAACAUGUCUGAAAAACUAAACGCCGUUCAAGAAAAACUUGAGAAUUGCAGCUUUGGAGGAGGGAAUGGUCACGUGACUUUACAAACGACGACUACGAUUGCGACUCCAACUCCGACUCCGACUGAGCCAGUUUAUGCCAACUGCACCGAUCUAUAUAACGCGGGAUAUAACAUCAGCGGCGUUUAUAACAUCACCCCUGGAGACGGACUUGGUUCGUUCCCAGUCUACUGCGACCAAACCACAACCGGCGGAGGCUGGACAGUGCUUCAGAAGCGCUUCGAUGGCUCCGUGAGGUUUAGCAAUCGGACAUGGGUGGAGUACCAAAAUGGCUUCGGCACCGUAUCAGGAGAAUACUGGCUUGGUUUGGACAGGAUUCAUCGGCUUGCCAAGAAUCCAGUCACGCUUCGGUUCGAUCUCGGAGCCCCGGAUGGGAGAACUCGAUUUGCUGUUUAUCAGGGAUUUACAGUCGCAGGCGCUGAUCAAAAGUACCAGAUGACAAGUGGAACAUACACAGGUGAAAGAUCUGUUCCGGCAUGAUCUAGCAUACUUUAGUUUCUUGCGUACUGUGCAUGGCAACCAUUGCCUCCAACA
Messenger RNA from Orbicella faveolata, 1287 nucleotides. RefSeq names its product angiopoietin-related protein 7-like. Gene Ontology annotation, cellular component: membrane. NCBI's taxonomy places the organism in Eukaryota, Metazoa, Cnidaria, Anthozoa, Scleractinia, Merulinidae. The record is from RefSeq and is a predicted model, not a curated record.